This is a messenger RNA of Dendronephthya gigantea, 632 nucleotides long. RefSeq names its product lactadherin-like. The record is from RefSeq and is a predicted model, not a curated record. Lineage: Eukaryota; Metazoa; Cnidaria; Anthozoa; Malacalcyonacea; Nephtheidae. The coding region runs from base 1 to 480 and encodes 159 amino acids. The transcript is spliced from 3 exons.
AUGUGCGAUUGUAAAUGUUUAUGCACGAACCCGAAGCCAUUGGGAAUGCAAAGUGGCACCAUUCCUGAUUCAGCAGUCACAGCAUCAUCGUUUUUUCGCUAUGACUACAAACCAUACUUUGCAAGAUUGGAUAAGACAGGUGGUACUCAUUGUGCUUGGUCGCCAAUAAAUACAGCAAUGCAAGGCUCGUGGAUUCAAGUUAAUCUGAGAAAAAUGACAACUGUGACCGGAAUGACAACUCAAGGCCAAUGCUUUGACGGGGGAUAUGCGAAAUCCUCCUCGUUUUCAUACAGCAAUGAUGGUGAAAAUUGGAAUAUUUAUUACGAGUCAGGAAGUAUGAAGAUUUUUCAAUGGAGCAACAGUCCAAGUUCAACUACACACACAUUCAAAACACAUGUAAUAGCUCAGUACAUCCGUGUAAUGCCGGAAUCAUGGCAUCGCUAUCCUGCGUUGAGACUCGAGUUCUACGGUUGCUACUAAAUUUUUUACCGACCGGUUCAAAAACUCUUUUAUUGUUAACAGUUGCCUAAAUAAAUAAUUAAAUUUUAUAAUCUAUAUACUAUACUAUACUGUAAUUUUUUAUAGCUAUACUAGCUCAAUUAUUGUGAAUAUAAACAUAAUUUUUAGCUUAC